Molecule: messenger RNA, 2521 nt
Organism: Toxorhynchites rutilus septentrionalis
Lineage: Eukaryota; Metazoa; Arthropoda; Insecta; Diptera; Culicidae
Gene: E(z)
Product: histone-lysine N-methyltransferase E(z)
Exons: 7
Coding region: 135-2420 (761 amino acids)
Biological process (GO): chromatin remodeling
Molecular function (GO): protein binding; histone H3K27 methyltransferase activity
Source: RefSeq, a predicted model, not a curated record
ACAUCGCAACGAAUGUGAGCUCUUCAAAAACAAAGGUUGUAGAAGUGCGCCGUUUUGCGUCUGGAACAUUUUUUUCAGUUUCUUGAUUGCACUUGUUUUUUGUGGUAUGUUUAUAGAGUUUAAUCAGGAAGAAAAUGUCGAAAUCAAAGCUGACGCUCGAUUGGAAGAAACGGGUAAAGUCGGAGUACAUGAAAAUUAGGGCUAGCAAGCGACACAAACGAGCCGAUGAGGUCAAAUCCGCCUGGAAUCGAAACCGACAAAAACUAUUGGACCUUCUGGUAAAGGAAAACGAUACAUGGCUCACGACAAAUGCUGCGUGGAUACAGAAUGAAACGGAGCUUCCCCAUGUAGAUUGCAUGAAAAAAGCAGAAAUUGUGAACCACGAAGGGAGCCAUCAGACGAUUCCGAUAAGAGUGAUCAACGCUGUCACCCCGAUACCGACAAUGUAUACAUGGGCUCCAACACAGCAGAAUUUCAUGGUGGAGGAUGAGACUGUUCUGCACAAUAUACCGUACAUGGGCGACGAAGUACUGGACCAGGACGGUUCUUUCAUCGAGGAGCUGAUCAAGAACUAUGAUGGCAAAGUGCAUGGUGAUAAGGAUGGAAGAUUCAUCGAUGACUCAAUAUUUGUAGAACUAGUGCAUGCUUUGAUGCAAUACACCGGAAAAGACAUGGAUCCAAGCGGUAAUGAUGGCAGUAAAAACAGUAAAACUGCAACCAAAACAUCCGCUGAGGAAGUGGCAAAAGAGCCACAAGCGUCUAGCUCGAAGAGUAAAGGGAAAAGUGAUGAAGAAAAUUCCGCUGAUUCGAAGGAUGAUUCUCUGCCGAAAUUCAGGCUAGAACCAUUUGUAGUGCUGAAGAAAGAGGUUAUCGACGAGAAACCCUUCCCACCGCCAAUAAUAUUUCAAGCUGUAAGCUCUCAAUUUCCCGAUCACGGGACGCCAGAAGAGCUGCGUGAGAAGUAUAUCGAGUUGACCGAGCGUGUCGAUCCGGAACGACCCCCGGAGUGUACUCCCAAUAUCGAUGGGCCCCGAGCUGAGUCUGUCUCCCGAGAACAAACGCUCCACUCGUACCAUACACUUUUCUGUCGACGUUGCUUCAAAUACGAUUGCUUCUUGCACCGAAAUCACCUUGUUGGCGAGCCGCCGAAUCGUCUCCAAGCUUGCCAUCCGGGACCCAAUCUGCAGAAGCGUCGAUGGCCAGAAUUGAAGCAAUCAACGAAACCGUGCAGCACGAGCUGCUAUUUGCUGUUGGAAGGAAUGAAGGAACGUCUAGCGGUAGACAACAAGAACAAAACGCCGAUGGACUCGGGCAACGAGGCCAGCUCGGAAGACAGCAACGAUAGCAGCCGGUACAGCAAAGAGGCUCCCUUCGGCACCAAAGAGGGAUCCAACAGUGCAACCGGUCAGCGUUCGAGUGGUAGCUCCGUUAACAAUUCGGCCACCCUUCUGAAUCUGCUCGACGUAGCGGACGAGGAGUGGAAUGGCUCGGACAAAUCAUUCUUCCGAACGUUACAAAAGACCUAUCUAAACAACUACUGCGCCAUUGCGGAAGCAAUGCUCAUGAAAACAUGCCAGCAGGUGUACGCGUUUGCGCAGAAGGAAGCGGCCGACAUACCGCUGAUCGAGGCCAACAAGGACAACACUCCGCCGCGAAAGAAGAAGAAGAAGCACCGGCUGUGGUCGAUGCACUGUCGGAAGAUCCAGCUGAAGAAAGAUUCGAGCUCGAACCACGUGUAUAACUUUACCCCAUGCGAUCACCCGGGACAGUGCGACGCAAGUUGUCCCUGCAUUGGGGCGCAAAAUUUCUGCGAGAAGUUCUGCAACUGUAGCAGUGAUUGUCAGAAUCGAUUCCCGGGUUGCCGGUGCAAGGCGCAAUGUAACACGAAGCAGUGUCCGUGUUAUUUAGCUGUCCGCGAGUGCGAUCCGGACUUGUGUCAGACCUGUGGGGCAGAGCACUACGAGAUCUCGAAAAUCACCUGUAAAAAUGUUAGCGUCCAGCGAGCGUUGCAUAAACAUCUUUUGAUGGCCCCAUCAGAUGUCGCCGGCUGGGGGAUAUUCCUGAAGGAAAGUGCUCAGAAGAAUGAGUUCAUUUCAGAAUACUGCGGCGAGAUCAUCUCGCAGGACGAGGCAGAUCGUCGCGGCAAGGUCUACGACAAGUAUAUGUGCAGUUUCCUGUUUAACCUCAACAACGAUUUCGUGGUGGAUGCCACUCGCAAAGGAAACAAGAUUCGAUUCGCAAACCAUUCGAUCAACCCAAAUUGCUACGCCAAGGUAAUGAUGGUGAAUGGCGACCACCGGAUUGGAAUCUUCGCCAAAAGAGCAAUUCAGCCGGGAGAGGAGCUUUUCUUCGACUACAGAUACGGACCAACCGAACAGUUGAAGUUUGUCGGUAUCGAACGGGAAAUGGAGUUUCUCUAAAUAUCUGAAUAUCCGUGAUUAUUUUGUAUACAUUUAUCGACUCUCGUAGGACUUUAGAUAUGAAACAUGGAAAAUAAAGAGACGUUUUAAUUCUUACCCAA